This is a messenger RNA of Colletotrichum paranaense, 663 nucleotides long. RefSeq lists its product as uncharacterized. NCBI's taxonomy places the organism in Eukaryota, Fungi, Ascomycota, Sordariomycetes, Glomerellales, Glomerellaceae. Bases 1 to 663 code for a protein of 220 amino acids. The record is from RefSeq and is a predicted model, not a curated record. The transcript is spliced from 2 exons.
AUGGCCUGCAGGGUCAUCUUGAUAUCUGAUCUCAUUCGAUAUCACACUUGCUUGGGGUCUGCCUUUGUCGGAUACAACCAACGAGAUCCCCCUGGCACCCUUGACAGCCCGAACUCUGGCCGUGCGCAUCCGGCCCGUUGGUGUUUGGCGAAUUCCCCCCGCACAGACAAUGAAGACGACGCCGGUCGUGUCGUUGAUGGGGAACCCGAAAAGAGAAUGUUGUGUUUGCAUGUUGGUGCCGUAUUUGCUCGCGCAACUGCCGGCAUUCAUCGCCGGGGUCGAGGAAAACUAUUGGAGCGCGGCGUGGGCGGAACAGUCUUCCCUUCAGGCUUCUACUCCCCUUCACGUCCCCCAUGCGAAGGAUCGACCUGUUUCGGCCAAAUUCGAUGGAUCGUCCGCCCCAAAUUCGGAGGAUAUUGGCUUGGGAUGCGGGAGAAGCCGGGGGGUGAGGGGCCCUUUCUAAGUGGGCAAGCCACCAUCGACAGACAUGUCCAGGAUUGCAUCUUCGUGUUCUCUUUUUAUCGCGAUGGAAAUUGGCCCGCAAUCUUGUCGAUGGGGUUCAUCGUCGGCAUCAGGACGGGGUCCCUGCUGCUCGCCGCUGAACGGGCCCUUGCCAGUUCAGCCAACAACUCACGAGGCAGACUAGCAGUUGCUGGAGCUUGA